Klebsormidium nitens is the source of this 1612-nucleotide messenger RNA. Lineage: Eukaryota; Viridiplantae; Streptophyta; Klebsormidiophyceae; Klebsormidiales; Klebsormidiaceae. The record is from the annotation of a GenBank genome assembly.
CUACUACUAGCAUGAGGCUGAAGUACUUUGCUCCUGGAUAAAUCUCCAAGGCGCGGCGGCAGGGUGGAAGCCUGCGCCGUCUCUCGGAUCUUCCUUUCAAGCCUAAAUGUUAUCCACGGCUUUACGAAGAAGGUCUGGAAGCAGUGCUUUUUCCUCUCCCAACUCGUCUCAGCACCAUAUAUUGAGGUCAAUUCGUGAAAGCGCUUGCCAAUAUCAUUCAAGCAAGGUGCAACACCCUUUACCUUUCACACCUUCACAUCUAAAAAUCGCUUUUCAAAAGACAGCAAAGCUGCGUUGUGAGCAAUUCCAAACAGCAGGCAAAGGUGCACUCACCACUAAAGCUACAACAGAUUCAGGACCGCUCUUCAUCAUGAUCAGUCCCAUUGAUGAGCCGGGCACCGACAAUGCUGGGAACCCCUAUACCUCAGCAAAAGAGAUGUGGCGCUUGGAGGCUGGGGAAGGCGAUGAGGCAAAAGAGAAGCAGAAGAAGGAGGAGUGGUAUAGAAAUGGCGUGGCAUACUGGGAGAAUGUGGAGGCGUCGGUGGACGGAGUCCUCGGUGGCUAUGGCCACGUCAGCAGCGUUGACAUAGCAGAAAGCGAGGCCUUUCUCAAAGAGACGUACGGGGCACGGCUUGUGGAAACAGGGGACCAGCCACUCAGAGCCUUGGAUUGCGGAGCGGGCGUUGGGCGCAUCUCCAAGAACCUGCUGCUGAAGCACUUCCACAAGGUCGAUCUUCUGGAGCCUGCGCGACACUUCUUGGACGCUGCGCGAGUGAGCCUUUCCGCGGGGCCGAGCGGGGAAGGCGCCGAGGGCACCUCAGGGCAUCGGGCAGUCAACUUCUUUUACCAAGGAGCGCAGGAGUUCACGCCUGAAGCGGGCCGUUAUGACGUCAUCUGGGUGCAGUGGUUCAUCGGGCAUCUGACGGAUCAGGACUUUGUAAACUUCUUCCAGCGGGCGAAAGAUGGUCUCAAGCCGGGGGGCAUCUUCAUCCUGAAAGAGAACACGGCCCACUCGGGUUUCGUGGUCGACAAGGAGGAUCAUAGUAUAACCCGCUCCCACCCGUACUUCUUGGACCUCUUCAAAAGGGCGGGCAUGCAAGUCCACCGAACCAAGUUGCAAAACAGCUUUCCAAAGGAGCUCUUCAAAGUACGGAUGUACGCCGUUUCGCCGGAAGGAGGGCCCCCGCUACCAGCACCUUUACCGAAAAAGCAAUAUAGCACGAGACAAAAAAGCAGAGCAAACCUUCCGGGGCGGAUAAGUUGACGUUUCAAAAGGGAGCGCCUGCGAAGAAUCACGCGAGUCGUCUUGAACUAGGCUGGUCGCUGCAGUAAGUGUUCUCGCGUUGUCGAGGAUGUACACAAAUGCGAGACAAUUUUCAUCGGACGGUUGCUUGCACAUGAGGUUUCAAUCCCGGCCGCUGCCCAUCAUGGCGGUGAGUGAUGAGUGAACGGGCCAACUUCGCUCGAGACGCAGACCAAUUGUGCUUAUUGCGAGGAGAGCUUCAAGAAGAAGCCAGCUUUUCCUUUUGUCUUCAAUGCCUUCAGGGUACCCGGUUGCAGUAGCGUGCACAGAUUUUUCUGCGACAUAUCAGGAUUCUGGACAUGUCCGUUC